CUGAUUGCAGGUGACUCAGACACGAGGCAAUGCAUCUAUCAUGGUUUGUAAGUGCUGCCCUUUUGGGACUGACAAUCUGCGUGCCCAUUGAACGGCCCAAGGAGAAGCAAGAGACAGAACCUCCCCCAGACCCAGCGGACACAGGCCUAUUUUACCACCGCUACUUGCAGGAAGUCAUCAAUGUGUUGGAAACAGACGGGCACUUCCGAGAGAAGCUCCAAGCGGCAAACGCCGAGGACAUCAAGAGUGGGAAACUCAGCAAAGAGCUGGAUUUUGUCAGCCACCAUGUCCGCACCAAACUGGAUGAAUUGAAGCGCCAGGAAGUGUCCCGGCUUCGGAUGCUCUUGAAGGCCAAGAUGGAUGCCACCAUGGAACAAGAUGUCCAGAUCGAUCACCGGACUUUAUUGAAACAAUUUGAGCAUCUAGAUCCUCAAAACCAACACACAUUUGAAGCCCGAGACUUGGAGCUGCUCAUUCAGACUGCUACUAAGCACCUGGAGAACUUUGAUGCAGACCAUCACAAUGAGUUCAAGCGCUACGAGAUGAUGAAGGAGCACGAGCGCCGGGAGUAUCUGAAGUCUCUGGAUGAGGAGAAGCGUCGGGAGGAGGAGGCACGGUUCGAGGAGCUCAAGAAGAAGCACAAAGAGCACCCCAAAGUCAAUGCCCCAGGAAGCCAAGAUCAACUCAAGGAAGUCUGGCAGGAGACAGACGGCUUAGAUCCCAAUGAGUUCAACCCCAAGACCUUCUUCAACUUGCAUGACACCAACAGUGAUGGGGUCUUAGAUGAGCAGGAAUUAGAGGCGCUUUUCACAAAGGAGCUGGAGAAAGUAUAUGAUCCCCGUAACGAGGAAGACGACAUGCUAGAAAUGGAAGAAGAGCGGCUGCGCAUGCGUGAACAUGUCAUGAAAAAUGUGGAUCUAAACAGGGACAGGCUAGUGAACCUGGAUGAGUUUCUAAAAUCGACACAGAAGAAGGAAUUUAAUGAAGCUGAUGGAUGGAAGACAGUGGAAGAAACGCAGGUCUAUUCCGAGGCGGAGCUUCAGCGCUUUGAGGUGGAGUUAGCAGCCCAGGAGGCGGAGCUUGGCCGGCGUGCAGAACAGCUCCGCCGGCAGCAUGAAGAACUUCAGCAGCGGCAGGUGCAGCUGGAUGCUCAAAAGAAGGAGUAUCAACAGGCUGUGCUCCAGAUGGAACAGAGGAAAUCUCAGCCACAGGCCGAACAAGGACACCUGGCUGGACCGGGGGGUGAGCUGAAGUUUCAGGCGCAGCCUCCCCAUGCGGCCCCAGCAGACCAGGCAGUCCCACCUGGUUCCCACCCUGGAGCUCCGGACCCUGCUGCUCCACAGAACCAAGCAGAACCUCCUCAGAUCCAGCAGCAACCCGAAGUUAAGAUCCAAUAGAACACUGAGACCUGGAAGGGAGGAAAGUUUCGCUAUUCACAGAGUGCAAGUUUGGAAAAUAAUAAAAAAUGUGCCCCUCCCCCCCACCACACACACCCAUACCUGCAGUCUGAAGUGGGGCAGCCCAUUUUGGCACCUCAGAAUUCUGUCGCCUCGUUUUUCUGUAAUACUUAGCUGCGACCUAAGGAAGGGCAGAAGUCGAGAAUGAUGGGAGGAGGUUAUUCAAAAAUUCCACACCCCUUUUGCUCAUCAGAGCUCUUUGUCCCUCUUACCUGAGCAGAAUAAACCUCUGAGGAACCUCAAAAGGGGGCUCUAAUGAGGGAGGUGGAGGUGCCAUAUUGGAGGGAAUGAGUGGGGUAAUGAAGUAAGAAACCAAACACCAUGCCCUGAACAUUGACCUCAGGUUCUGGACGCUUCUGAGGAAAUACAUUCUGAGGGAAUGGUGGGGUAGGAGGCAUGAUGUUACUAUUCAGUGUUCUGCCCCCUUCCUCCUCACCUGACUUCAGCUGCUAUAUAAUGGAUUUACAGUAUUGCACCUUUUUAAAAAGCAGAUGUGCUGAAAAGCUGAAAUUUGGCUGUGUUUUCUGAAAUUACUUGAGUCUUUUUAUUUAAUAAAGAUGUCGUGACAUGCCCCCA
Messenger RNA from Heteronotia binoei (common prickly gecko), 2033 nucleotides. RefSeq names its product nucleobindin 1 (gene NUCB1). NCBI's taxonomy places the organism in Eukaryota, Metazoa, Chordata, Lepidosauria, Squamata, Gekkonidae. The transcript has 12 exons. Gene Ontology annotation, cellular component: extracellular exosome; endoplasmic reticulum-Golgi intermediate compartment. Gene Ontology annotation, molecular function: calcium ion binding. The coding region runs from base 30 to 1397 and encodes 455 amino acids. The record is from RefSeq and is a predicted model, not a curated record.